AUGUUUGACAUUAAAUCAGUGGUUAGACCAAAUAUUCUCGGUUUGGAGCCGUACCGUUGUGCUAGAGACGAUUUCAAGGUUGGGAUCUUGCUUGAUGCGAACGAAAACACCAAAGGUCCUGCAUUGACUUCCCUUACAGAAGAGGAAGAACUCUUGGAUCUCAACAGAUAUCCAGAUCCUCACCAGAUUGUGUUGAAGCAGCAAAUCGUAGACUUCCGUAACCUCAGUGUUAAUGCUAACAAGACUGCUGCCUCUGAGCCGAUCUCUCCAGAUAAUUUAUGUUUGGGUGUUGGGUCAGACGAAAGUAUUGAUAUGCUUAUGAGAUGUUGCUGUACACCUGGUAAGGACAAGAUCUUGACAUGCCCUCCAACUUACGGUAUGUACUCGAUCUGCGCCACUGUCAAUGAUGUUGACAUUGCUAAGGUUCCGCUCUUGUUCCCAGGGUUUCAGAUUGAUGUGGAGUCGAUUAUUCUGACUAUAAAAGGUGAUUCUACUAUCAAAUUGAUCUAUUUAACCUCUCCAGGGAACCCAACCGGGCAAUUGAUAAAGGUAAUCGACAUAAUUAAGAUCUUGGAAGUUCAAUGGAAUGGUUUUGUUGUUGUAGAUGAGGCGUACAUUGAUUUCACCGAAAGUGAAAGCUCCGCUAGUGAGUCCAUGUGUACGUUAGUCAACCAGUACCCUAACUUAGUUGUCUUGCAGACUCUUUCCAAGUCGUUUGGUUUGGCUGGAAUCAGGUUGGGUAUCACUUAUUCCUCCAAGGAAUUAGCACUGUACUUAAAUGCCAUGAAAUAUCCGUACAAUAUUUCUUCAUUGACUGCCAAUAUUGCAACAAGAGCUACUGGAACAGAAACAGGGUUGGGUGUCAUGAGGAAAUUCGUCGACCAUGUCACCAAGCAACGUCAAUGGGUUUUAGAAAAUUUACAAAAGUUGGAUGGAAUUGGAAAGAGUAUCGGAGGUUUCGAUUCCAACUUCUUACUUUUGGAAAUUUUGGACUCAGAGGGUAAACCAUCAAACCAUGUUGCAGAGAAAUUGUAUACUAAGCUUGCCACAGAAAACCAGGUGGUAGUGAGAUUCAGAGGGAAAGAAUUAAAUUGUACCGGAUGCUUGAGAAUUUCUAUCGGCUCCGAAGAGGAAUCUGCUACGUUGGUGGAAACUUUCAGAAAAUGCCUUAAAGAGGUUAGACAGUAG
Molecule: messenger RNA, 1188 nt
Organism: Dujonia railenensis
Lineage: Eukaryota; Fungi; Ascomycota; Pichiomycetes; Serinales; Debaryomycetaceae
Source: the annotation of a GenBank genome assembly